AUGCCGUCCGGUUCCAUCCGAAGGACGCGAAAGGAGCCACUCAGACCCACAGCAGAGAAAGACAGACUGAGCCUCCACGUGGUGCGGCAGAUGGCGGGGCGUCCCCCACGGCGCGGGCCCUGUGGCCCCUUCACGACCCUGAGAAGGAAGCCGCAGGCGAGGGCCCCGGGGGCUCAGAGGGCGCCCCCAGCCCAGGAGGAGGACCCCAGGGUGAAGUGCGGGGACUGCGGGGCCUUUGGGCACAAGGCAAGCAGCCUCAGGUGCCCCAUGAAGCGCUGGGAUGGGGCCCGAGCCCCCCAGCCGCCGGGCUCCCAGAAGAUGAAGGAGAACCGGAAGCCGUGGACUGCCCGGGACCCGGGGCACCCAGGGCCCGCUCCCAGGGCCGCGGGACGGAAGGAGCAGAGGCCCAGGCCCGAAAGCCGGCAGAGGCAGGCCCUGCUCCAGGCGUUUCCCAGGAGACCCCUGGGGCCGCCCCAGCCACCCAGCACGGAGCCGACAGCGUCCUGCGACUACACGAGGAGCUGCGAGGGCCCCCUCUCACCGCCUGGACCAGCUAAGGGACAGGGAGUGCCUGCCCCUGGCAGCCGUCACCCAGCAGGCACGGGCUGUGUCCGGGGGCCUGGCUCCGGGCCACAUGGCCCAGGUCGUGCCCUCAUCGGCCAGGCAGAGGCCAAGCGCCCCCACGUGGGGUCGCCCGGCGCCCCGCAUCCCGCUGAUCACAGAUCGGGCCAGGACUCCGACGUCCGCAUCAAGGCCCCUGGCAAGAGGGCUGCCCAGACCCCGCCGCAGUCCUGCCAGCGGCCCCGAAAGAAACCCAGAUGCGGCCCCUGCCCGCCCCCCGGGAAGAGCAGGCAGGGAGCAGACCCGGGGCGUUUCCGGCCCCUCCGGCCCCCGGCACGUGCGCCCGGCCUCACCCCGGCAGAGCCGCCUCGGGCGCCCAGGGAGACGCCUGCCCCGGGACGCAGCGCUGCCCCGGGUCCUCCGCACGCGGGACCUCUCCUGAGCACGGUCCAGGCCUGCCCGGUGUCCCCGCUCCCUCCGGCUCCCCAGCGUCCCGGCCAGCCCCUCCGGGUGGUCUUCACGAGGUCGGACAAGGGCCAGUGGCGCUCCAGGCUCCUGAGGGCUCCCUGGGUGCCACCUGCGGAGGGGCCGGCGCCUCCGGCUCAGAGCCCUCCCGCCCCAGGGGCCUCCGGGGGACUCUGUGCCCGUGUCCCUUUCAGCAUCCUCUGA
Pteronotus mesoamericanus is the source of this 1230-nucleotide messenger RNA. Its product is annotated as protein FAM90A1-like. The transcript has 5 exons. Bases 1 to 1230 code for a protein of 409 amino acids. The record is from RefSeq and is a predicted model, not a curated record. Lineage: Eukaryota; Metazoa; Chordata; Mammalia; Chiroptera; Mormoopidae.